CCCGGGGCGUCCGCUGGCCCCGCGGAACCCGCAGAGUCCGGAGAGCCCGCCGAGGCCUCAGGGUCCCAGGGGCCCGCGGCAGCCGGCGAUGGCCCUCAGCCCGAAGGUGGUGAAGUUCGCGAGGACCCCGAAGAGGACUCGGAAGAUACUUCCACCAUCAGCUGCGGCGUCUGCUGUUACCACCGCUUACAACUUCGACUCCAGCGCAGGGGAGGCUUCGUCCGUGCGGCGCUGUUUUGGGAUGCGCGCCGUGGUCUGGCUUGGCUCCCCUUCGGCAGCUCCUUCUUCGCGGCCAUGAAGCGGCAGAACGUGCGUACCCUGUCCCUGAUCGCCUGCACCUUCACCUACCUGCUGGUGGGUGCCGCGGUGUUCGACGCCCUCGAGUCCGACCACGAGAUGCGCGAAGAGGAGAAACUUAAGGCCGAAGAAGUCCGCCUCAGAGGCAAGUACAACAUCAGCUCCGAUGACUACCAGCAGCUGGAGCUGGUCAUCCUGCAGUCCGAGCCCCAUCGCGCUGGUGUCCAGUGGAAAUUCGCCGGGUCCUUCUACUUCGCCAUCACCGUCAUCACAACCAUAGGAUAUGGACAUGCUGCGCCCGGAACCGACGCUGGAAAGGCCUUCUGUAUGUUCUACGCUGUGCUCGGCAUCCCUCUGACGCUGGUUAUGUUCCAGAGCCUGGGCGAGCGAAUGAAUACCUUCGUGCGCUACGUGCUCAAGCGUAUCAAGAAAUGCUGCGGCAUGCGCAACACCGAAGUUUCUAUGGAGAACAUGGUGACCGUCGGCUUCUUCUCCUGCAUGGGUACUCUGUGCCUCGGGGCGGCUGCCUUCUCCCAGUGUGAGGAUUGGAGCUUCUUCCACGCCUACUACUACUGCUUCAUUACACUGACUACUAUUGGAUUCGGCGACUUUGUGGCCCUGCAGUCCAAGGGUGCACUCCAGAGGAAGCCAUUCUACGUGGCCUUCAGCUUCAUGUAUAUCCUGGUGGGCCUGACCGUCAUCGGAGCUUUCCUCAAUCUCGUGGUCCUGCGAUUCCUGACCAUGAAUACCGACGAGGAGCUUCUGGAGGGAGAAGUUGGCCAGAUUCUUGCUGGAAACCCAAACAGCGUGGUCGUCCGUGUGCCGAGCAGCCGCGGAAGGCACCUGUCCGGAUCUUUCUGGAAGAAGUACGGCAGAACCCUCUGCUAUCUCUGCUUCCCGAAUGUCGCCGCGCUCCAGGAUGAUGAUGACGCUGUUGCUGUUGCUGCUCCUGCUGGUGCCAACGUCAGCAAUGUCCGGGCUACUGUCCACUCCGUUUCCUGCAGGGUUGAAGAGAUUCCUCCCAGCGUGCUGAAGAACAGCUUCCUACGGCCCCCAUUCGGCGCCCUGCCUCAUGGAAUGCACACCUGCCGGGAGAACCACAGGCUGACUCUCCGACGCAAGUCCAUCUAAGCGUGGGGCCGGAAGUAGGCGGAAGAGUCAUUUGUCAUUCAGAUGUAAGUUUCAUUGUCCCAACUCCUCUUUCCCUCCUUAUUUAUUAUUAUUAUUCUCUUUUUUUGUGAUUACAGUCAUCACCAUUCCUUUCUCUCUUCCCUCCUCUCCUGGUUUCAUGUCUUUCCUGCCUUUCCAGCCAGGCAGAGCUGUCCAAAGGGAAACUAGAGGCCCAUCCUCUCUGAAACUCGCACCUGAGCAUGAAGCAUGGAUUCCUUCCUUUCUCCCCAGCAGAGUUAUGCCUUACAUUUCUCCCCACCCUGCCUCCUCUCUCUGGGGUGGCUUUCCUAGGACAGGUGUGAGAACAAGAGCACCAAGACAGAGCUGAGAGGAUGCCCAACCCGAAGCCUUUGACUGCCUAACCCGUAGCGCUGUCUCUGACCUAACUCCUCUCUUCUUCCCCAAGGACUGGGUGGCUGUGUGUAUGCAUGUGUAACAUAGGUGUGCGUGCCUCUGUGUGCAGGUGUGUUGUGCGACAAGGUGGAAAGGAUCAGGUACUCACUCCCCCCUUUUCACUCAUGCAAUUCCAUUAACAGUCUCCUGGAGGCUGCUUCCUAACAAACUAAACACUGCAAGGUUUAAUGUAUCGCCUUGCCAAAUUGAGCACAUCCAACAAAAGCACUUUUGACCCGACAUGUUAUCAGAUGGCCAUAGUUUCAAUUGGCCAGCUUCUAAAUCUCAUUCACUUCUCAUUUAGGGUGUAGGUAGGCAAGACCACAGGGAUCAGGUUAAGUUGCCAGUUUAAAAUUAAAUCUUAAGAAGCAUGCACUUUGUGGAACCGGUAUGCACCACUGACACAAGAAAGCGAAGGUCCGCAAAGGGGUAGUCAAAAGCCACUCGUGUCAAGGUACUCAAGAGCAUUUUUAAUUUCGGCAUUUCCAGUUCCAACAGUUUUCCCUGCAGCUGGAGUUGUCAGGGUAAACAGGGAACUUGUUGGGACCCAAGAGUAUCUAUUUUAUUAUUUCCCUCUUCCUAACGAUGAUGACUGUGACGAUGAUGGCUCCGAAGCCUCCACCGGCAUGGAUAAGAAUCCUAGUUUUGGAAUGCUUGGAUGAGAAUGGGUAUCAGAAUGGUGAUGUGUUUUCUUUUCCUAAUGAGAAAGCGACAGGGCAUUCCUUGUUAAAAUAUAUAUAGAGAGAUAUAUAUUUCAGGAAAGAGUGUCUCUAAAUGCAUUUGAUCUGUAAAUAGGGAGAAGUUCACGUUGGUCUCAGGAAGAGUUUUAGAGGCUGUAUCUUUGCCUAGUGAGAACUUGUCAAUCUCAGGGGAUGCUUUUGUCUAGGUAGUGGAGAUGGCCCCUUAGGGAACGGUUUAGGCUAAAGAAUAUGGCACAUCGUAUGUAGGCCCUUUCAAUUACAGGAGUCCGAGGGCAGCUCGGCCUCCACAUUCACUGAGGGACUCUAAUUUCUCUCAUCGCCAUCCCUGCCAUCUCUAAAAGUCACUCAUCCACUCAUCCUCCCACUCCUUCUUCGUAUACUGGAAGUUCCUGGCUUUUGGAUGGAAAUGGCCUUUGGCUACACUACGCACGCACAAGGAACGCACUUACUGGUCUUCAAGAUUUCUUAAAGGACACAGCAUCCAAAUGCCACCAGUCCCAAGCAUGUGUGCCAUUGGGCUGAAACCAGGAGCAUCCAGGACUCCUCUGGAAAGUCAAUGUGUGCACUUAACGCUCCACCCCAUGUUGAAAUACCCCCUUCGCCUAGGACACGGGACCUUCAAAAGGAGUCUGUGAACCUUAGACUCUCUUGGCCAAAGUUGACGUAUUCAAACUUCAAGGUCUUUAUCAGUUCACUUGUUUGAGAUUUUGUUGUGUGGAAUGCCCUGCACGGGGCUCUCAAGUCUGUCCAGAGAAUAGAAGCAAUCACUCUUCUUGAAUGUUUUUGCUCUGCAAAGAGAUUGUUGGCUCUUUUGGGUCACAGACGUGACAGUCCUGAUGCCUAUAUGCAGAGUACUUUAUGCCUCGGAGGAGGCUUCCUGGAACACAUGUAGGAACUUCCCCCUGAAACUGUUGUAAGAUUUGCCCUCAAAUGGUGGUGGUGGGGGGUAUGUGUGAUCACCUUUGAUCUGUACAUUGCGCUGAGGCACCGAGAGAACCAAGGAUCCACUCUCAGUCCCUACCCAGAAGGGUCCAGAAGGUGGACUCCCUGACACAAAGGUGUCCUGACUCGGCCCUCCAGUGGAAGAGGAAACUUGCUUGGUGUCUCCACAGGGCCAAACAUUAGGCCUAGGGUUGAUGCCAGAGGGACAUAGGUUUAGUCUAUCUUCAGAGCUGGCUUCUCACUCAUGUGUAUCUGUACAAAGUGGUCACACUGUGACCAUUGUUGCAGGAAGGAUUUAAUGACAGGGAGAUACUCUUCUUUCUGGAGAAACAUAGACAACACCUUCUACACUCUCACAGACGUGACACUCCCUUCUGCAAGGUAAAGGGCUAUAGAAUGAGUUCUCUUUCCUCCUCACAUGAUGACCACUGAUGGAAGCAACUGAAGCAACUUGUACUUGGUCAUGGUUCUUGAAACCCUCCCAUGUCUUUGGCUACUUAUUGCCAGUUCAGCCUUGGAAGAAAGGGCACCAAGAUGUCUCUUGCAAGCUUAACAUAAGAGCAUUGAGGGAGGGAAUGAAUCUAGGCUUAUCUCCCUGUGAGUGGUUCUUCUCCAAUGGCCCAUUUGUCCUUGCAUGGGAUCUGGUGAGACUGUUCUCUGAACAUAUCUAGUGAUGAGCUGCCUUGGGGUGAGGGCAGGGAGAAGUCAAGUGCAAGAUGGGUGUGGGCCAUCUCUACAAAAAGCCCACCAAUAGAGGCCAAGGGCCUCCAUGCAGGGGGAGCACCACUGACUCCCUUAUUUUCAGAGGAGGAGACAGAGAUUCAGGAGGGUCAACAUAUCUGAGGUCAUGUGUCCAGAAUAUAGGUCUUCAUCCUUCCUUUUGCCGUUGUCCUAGCUGCUUUGUUGCUGUUUCGCACAGCAUUCCAAAGAUCCCCUAUUGCUGGAUGUUAUUGUGUCCCUGGCCAAGGCCUCUUUCCCUCUCUCAUGCUCUUGGCAACUUCUUUCAGCCAAGUGAUUAUUGUACCUUUCCCUCCAGUUAACCAAACCCCUUCAACAGACCUCAUGUUAGGUUGCUUGCAUAAAAGAUUCAGCUUCAGGAACUGGAGGCUAGCUGGCUGUCCAGUGCCUGGAAGUCAAUUUGCCUUGUAUAUACUUAAGAAGAUAUCUGACUCACUUGAACUCUUCACUAAGUGAUCUCCAUCUUUACUUCAUCAAAGACAGGAAGAAGUAGGCAAUGAUAUGGAGUAACCCAGGGCUCUGGGCUUGCUGAUUUCUAGUGUUCACCCUAUUUUGAUCCUUAAAGGUACCCAUACCCAGAAGAAGGUGCUGUCUCACCCAUCAGCCUGUUAGACUUUGAACAGCAGAGGGAACUUCCCUCCCAGGGUUUUGAGAUAUUCUGUUAGCUCCCAAACUGGAACCAGAUCUGUUCUUUCUUGAUCACCCCACCCAGUUUCAAGGCCAAUGCAGCAGCCUCCAAGACCAGAAAUCCCAUGAUCCAAAUGCAAUCAAUCACUCUCUUCUUAAGGCUGUGAGAGUUCAUGGUGGGUGAUUGACUGACUGUCAUGGGUGCCAGAAGCAUUCAACAUGGCUUUAGCAGAUGGGUGGACACGUAUGUUCUCUGUGCACCUUAUUGAGAAGACAUCUGGAGAGCGGAUAAGCUGAAAUAGAUCAUUUUUAAGCAAUUUCAUCCAGAUAUAAAAGCUGCGCAGACCUUGACUUCCAGUGCCAUUCUAUUGCAGCUGGAAUCUAGAGGGGUUAAGGUUCCUCAGAAAUCUUUCUUGUCUGCAUGUUUUGAGAGAAAGAAAGAUCAGAAAAUGAUGACCCAUCAUGGAGGCUCCCAGCCUCACCUCCAUAUAUUCUUUCCAAAAUAAUAAGUCCUAAGUCAGAAACUCUUUGAGAGUGUCCAUAGGAAUGUGAGAUCUGAGAUGCAUGCUGGAAUGUGUCCAUUCUACCAGCUCCAAGCUUUCCAGAAUCUGUGAAUUGUGACUUAGUUCUGAAAGUAGUUUGACUUUAUCUGAGAUGCAUUUCCCCCAGAGCCAAGGUCUUUUCAGGAUGCAAAAGACAUCCUAGAUGAGGAAAGAGUGGUAGGGCAGGGAUUAGUUCAUCUGUCUUGCCUCAAUGGGCUUUUGGAAGUCAUUUCACUCCUUGAGCCUCUGUAGCUUUCUCUUUAACUGGAUGGUACAGUUUACGGGCACUUAGCACAAGAUGAGCUUGACUCACAAGAACUUUUGGCUUGGAUUAUCUGCUCACAUUUGAAGUUUGAGCCACCAAAAAGAAAAAGAAAAAGAAAAAAAAACAGCCAAAAUUAUGGCAGGAGAUGGAGGGCUGGAAAGAUGAAGAGACACAAGUGCUGGUAUAGAGCAUUGGUAGUUAUGUGGACCAUGAGUGUAAUGCACCAUGGGUUCCCUAAAGUGCUAGGCUUAGGUUGACUUUCUGUGGUCACAUAUUGACCACAUGUUGGUAGAGGUUGCUGAUUCAGGAAAACAAAUGUCUAUGAUCACAAUUUGCCUGACACCAACUUUGAAAAAAAACAAAAACAAAAACAAAACAUCCCAAGGGUGACAGAAAAGUUCAUUGACCAGCACCAUGGGUUUUCCUUUACUUCUCAGUACCCCCGUCAACACUGAGAUGGUUGGAAGAUGAAUUGUCUUGCUGUCUACAGCUUUGAGGUGGUUCAGCCAAAGAUAACAUUGUAUAUCUCCCAUUAAAAGUGCAUUCUCUUACAUAGCAGUGCCAUUGUUACACCUAAGAAACUUAGAGUAAGAAUAUCUAACAUAGUAAUAUAAUCUGUAUAAAGAAUUCCCCUAGUGUCCCAAAAAUGUCCUACUGAGCUUGUUUGUGAACUUAAGAUGCCAUCCAAGAUCACACCCCACACCUGCUUGUCUUGUUGUUCCUCAACCCCCCAAUUGAGGGCAUCACCCUCACUGUGUUUGUGUCUCUUGAUAAGUGAUAUUUUUUGAGGACCCCACGCCCGUAGUCUUGUAGAAUGCCCACGAUCUGCUGUCGUCUGCUUGUUUCCUUGGGUUGAGAAACUGUUGACAAGAAAAUGAUGUAGUUGAUGUUGUUUAGCCCUGAUUUAUGCAUUUGAUGUUUGUCUAUCUGGGGACCUCUGUGGUUACUGCUUUUGUUGUGAAUAAAUAAGUCAUAUUAAAUGUUGUUUUCCUCUGUUAGGGGACCUAACUGCAUCUUCAAGAGAGGCGUCCAUGGAUGCUGGGUCUCACUGUGAAGCCCAAGCAGGCUUCGGAUUUCUGACCUCUCCCGGGACCUCUUCCAGGAGGGGCGAGUGUCAGCACCCCUUCCCCUAAACACCUGUGGGAAUGGCCCAGCUAUACCUAGACAGAAGGUUCAGAGACAUGCCCCUUGUAGGGUUCCUUGCCUGCAAAUCUGCUGGGCCACUUUGGCUCCUAGCAGCAACCUCAUGAGUGGCGAUGACCACCACAGGAUCUCCUCAUUCACUACUAUAGAAGUGUGACUUGUUAUCAUGUCACUGCCCUGCCCAUCAAAGGCUAGCAUUUGUUCUUUCUGUCUUUGAGAUCUUUGCUCUGGCAUGAUCUAGAGCACACUCCUUUCCCUUCCAACCCACAACACAUACCUGCCAUUGCUGUGUGACCUUUGCCCUCUUGGAGGGUCUCCCUGUUGCUCAGCAGCAUGGAGGAAGAGGUGGAACGUCUUGGCCCUUC
Messenger RNA from Psammomys obesus (fat sand rat), 7183 nucleotides. RefSeq names its product potassium two pore domain channel subfamily K member 9 (gene Kcnk9). The transcript has 2 exons. The record is from RefSeq and is a predicted model, not a curated record. Gene Ontology annotation, molecular function: potassium ion leak channel activity. Gene Ontology annotation, biological process: stabilization of membrane potential; potassium ion transmembrane transport. NCBI's taxonomy places the organism in Eukaryota, Metazoa, Chordata, Mammalia, Rodentia, Muridae. The coding region runs from base 295 to 1428 and encodes 377 amino acids. Gene Ontology annotation, cellular component: membrane.